Molecule: messenger RNA, 1281 nt
Organism: Fibroporia radiculosa
Lineage: Eukaryota; Fungi; Basidiomycota; Agaricomycetes; Polyporales; Fibroporiaceae
Exons: 2
Coding region: 1-1281 (426 amino acids)
Biological process (GO): intracellular signal transduction; protein phosphorylation
Cellular component (GO): cytoplasm
Molecular function (GO): ATP binding; protein serine/threonine kinase activity
Source: RefSeq, a predicted model, not a curated record
AUGGCACACAGAAGCUCUCUCAUUCCCGACCUCGCAGGCCAUACGAUUGACAAUGGGCGACUCCUUAUCACAUCGACCCUCGGUUCUGGCUCAAAUGGCGUGGUAUUUCUUGCAAUCGACACAACUUCUUCAGAGGAAAAUCCUCUUCAAUAUGCAGUCAAAUGCAUCAUCAAGCCAGAGAAAGGUUCGCCUCGGCACGACCGCCAGCGCCUGGAAAUCUCGAACCAUCUGAAGGCAUCCUAUCAUCCCAAUGUUCUCACCCUGCAUUGUGUCCUCGAGGAUUGCUUCUUCUUAUAUCUGGUCAUGGACUACUGUCCUCGCGGAGAUUUCUUUAAGUUCCUCUUGGAUGGUGGUAUUGCUUAUGGCGACGAUGAUCUUGUAAAGGGACUCUUCCUGCAAAUCAUAGACGCUGUGGACGCAUGUCACGAGCUGGGUAUCUUCCAUCGAGACAUCAAGCCGGAGAACAUCUUGUGCAGCGAAGACGGAACCCAGGUUUAUUUGAGCGACUUCGGGUUGUCCACUCGGCGGCCAUAUAGCGGUACGUAUGGCGCUGGAAGUUCGCAUUAUAUGAGUCCUGAAUGCAUCGAAAGGGACGAUCACACCCAAGCGUACUCGACUAGAUCCAACGACGUAUGGGCGCUUGGAGUAGUCUUGACAGCCAUGAUCUCGGGGCACAACCCGUGGCGACGUGCCACCCUGGACGACAAAUGUUACUGCGCAUUCAUAAAUAAUCAAAAUUUCCUUCUCCAAACGUUACCCAUCUCGCCUGGAGUCAACCUCAUCCUGAGACGCAUCUUCUGCAGCGACCCGUCCAAUCGCAUUGAACUCCCGAUUUUGCGCCUCACGGUCUGCCAAACGCACAACUUCUUCGCUAAGCGAGAGGCGGGCUUCAUUCGCAGCCCUAUACGCACUCCAGGCUCUUCCGGCAGUCGUGCCAAUGUAUUACAAUGGCAUGGAAGGGGCAGCCGACGAAGUGACAAUUCUCAUGUGGCCGAGGAAUCCCGGGAACGUGAUAAUUAUGACGAGCAUAACGAGCAUGUCCAGCAAGCUCCUGAGAUACGGGCUGUUCCUCGAUCAUACCCCAGUGACGUGUCUAUCUGGGACACUGAAAGCUUUGGCCCAGCCACACCCGAGUUGUAUCCUCAACAUGCGCUGCCCCUCGCAACCGAGUUUCCUCACAAGAACUUGGGUGCCCAUGAUUUAGCGAACAGAAAGAGGUCAGGUUCAUCGUCGUCUAUAAAAUUCUUUCGACGUGUGGCAGAGAAAUUAUACCUAUGUUAG